AUGUCGCCUAAUAAAGAAAACGACGGUGGAUGGAAGAAAUUUGUAUGGAAUUCAGAGAAGAGGGAGUUUUUAGGACGUACUUGCAGCAGCUGGGGUAAAAUCACUUUGUUCUACGUAAUCUUCUAUGGCUGUUUGGCUGGGAUCUUCAUCGGGACCAUUCAGGCAUUGCUUCUUACGCUAAGCGACUAUAAACCAACUUAUCAAGAUAGAGUUGCCCCCCCAGGUUUAUCACACACACCACGGUCGGAGAAAUCAGAAAUAGCCUUUAACAUGAAUGACCCAGAUUCAUUCAAAAAAUACACCUCCAGCAUGAACUCCCUUCUGAGUCAGUACGACGACGAGAAGCAGACGGACGAAAAGAACUACGAGGACUGCUCCCCGGAGCCGCAGACCUACAAAGACCGCGGCAUCCUGGGGGACGAUCUGGGCCGGAGGAAGGCCUGCCGCUUCAGCCGGACCUGGCUUGGGCCCUGCUCCGGAGUCGCAGACUCCAACUAUGGCUUCAAGGAUGGGAAACCCUGCCUCAUCGUCAAGCUCAACAGGAUCGUGAACUUCAAACCACGAGCUCCGGCCAAUGACAGCAUUCCUGACAACCUUGUGUUAAACCCCAACCUGAUUCCCAUCUUCUGCAAGAACAAGAGAGAGGUAGACAAAGAAAAGAUCGGGGAGAUCAAAUACCAUGGCGUGAAGGGCGGCUUCCCCCUGCAGUACUACCCUUACUACGGGAAGCUGCUCCACCCCCAAUACCUGCAGCCUCUGGUGGCCGUGCAGUUCACCAACCUGACAGUAGGGGAAGAGCUGCGCAUAGAAUGCAAGGUGUACGGCGCUAACAUUGACUACAGCGAAAAGGACCGUUACCAGGGACGCUUCGACGUCAAAUUCACCAUCAGCAACUCGUGA
Messenger RNA from Knipowitschia caucasica, 900 nucleotides. The record is from the annotation of a GenBank genome assembly. Lineage: Eukaryota; Metazoa; Chordata; Actinopteri; Gobiiformes; Gobiidae.